Messenger RNA from Ciona intestinalis (vase tunicate), 2343 nucleotides. Lineage: Eukaryota; Metazoa; Chordata; Ascidiacea; Phlebobranchia; Cionidae. The record is from RefSeq and is a predicted model, not a curated record.
CAGAAAAUGAUUUAUGCGGGCGUUGUAUUAUUUUAUUUUACCGUAUAUAUCCAAUCUAUUAAGGUGUUAAUUAUAUAACAGAAAGAAAAAAACGAAUUAUUCAAAAUAUUGUUUGUAUUUGUUGGUUUAGUGUCAAUAUAGAAAAAGUAAAUAACCAUGAUUUUAAGGCGGAUAUUUAUUCCAAGAAUACUCAAAGCAGCGCUUCUGUUGGGUUGUUUUUGUUGCUAUGGAGUGCAUGGAACUAAUGUAAUACAGGGUGAGUCGGCUUUCAUCCCAUGUUACAACCCUGAAACUGCCUCACAGUUUCCGAACAUGUUGGUUAUAUUAGAAUUUCAACCAACACCAACUGCUCCUCAGCAGCUAGUUAGCCAUUACCAGCCUGCUCAGCUCAAAGACCCAGUUGUGUUUGCGACUGGUAGUCGAUAUAGAGGACGCCUACAAUUCAUGAACACUGGUCAGCUUGAGAUUAAAUUCAUCAGCUUACCUGACGAGGGAACUUUCACAUGCACAGCACAAGUAUACUCACUUGCACCAAGCAAGAUUAUAACAUCUGUCAUUGUUUAUGUUGCCCCUCAGUUUGAGGUUAGAAAAGUAAAUGAUCCUCUACUAAUUAGUGAUGGUGGCACGAUGGUCAAUGCUGCAGAAUGCAUUGCUAGUAAUGGUAAGCCACCAGCUGUGGUUUUCUGGGGCACAAACCGUCACCUAGAUUUCGACCAAACUGCUACAAACAGCAGCACAACACCCCUUCUCACAACUGCAGUGUCUACACUUCAUGUUGAACCAACCAAAUUCUACAACAAACAAUCCUUCUACUGUGAGAUGAGACAUCCCUCCAUUCCCAACAGCAAGCGAGAAACCAUAUACCUUAAUGUUACUUACCCUCCAGAAACCCCCACCAUCACAGUAACUGCUGAUGGCUUGAGUCUUACAUGUAUUUCCCAUGCUAACCCUCCGGCAACUAUAUCAUGGUUGUUGCCAGCGUCGGCACCUUCGCGCACUUUUAUGGGUCCAACUGUGUCCAUGAUGUCACCGAACACGGCCGAGCGCUCCAACGACACAUACACUUGCACAGCAAAUAAUGGAAUAGGAGUAGCAGUACAGAGCACCAUUACUGCUGGGGAGGCAUCAGCUGUCAUUGUUGUGACAAAAGAAAGCAAUGUUGGAAUAAUGGUUGGAGCAAUCAUUGGAAGUUUGGUUGUCCUUGCGAUCAUUAUUGCUCUCAUCUACUUCUUCAUCAUAAAACCUGCCAGAGAAAAAGAUACAGGGCCCUAUGACCAAACUAUACAACCUUUUAAAGCAGACAGCCGACAAUCGAGUGGUCGAUUUGAAUCCACUUCAAGGUCGCGACCUUUAAUCGAACACGCGAACGAGAGCUUAAACCAAAACCGACCCCCUAGUCCCAACCAACCUCCACCUGAAGAUGUUCCCGAUAGUGGCAGCAGUGACUCUGAUUCAAGCGAGGGCAACCAUGAUGUAGAUUUUGAUGUUGAUCCUUCAACAAACUUGGUGGAUCGACCAGGAGAACCAGCCGGCAUCACCAGCAGGGCAUCUGUCAAUUUCCAGCCUUACUGGAGAAAUUCUAUCUCUGAGGCGCGCCGCAAGCGACCCAGCACCUCCCCAGCCUCCCGUCGAAGCCGUAUUGAACCCAAACAAGAAGAAUCUCCGUCCCCCGCCCCACGUCAGCAACAGCCGAGGUACGACUACCCACCGGAGGGCAGCAGCUACGACGAAAAUGACCAGGAAUCCCCAACCCUCCAAUACAACAGACACGGAUAUCCAGAUGAAGAAUUUUCCGAUCCUUACCAUCAACCUGCAUUUGUUCAAUACCCACCUGAACCCCACCAACCACCCCGUAGAACAGACAGCUUACCACAAUAUGAACCCAAAUAUACUGAAAUUGAUCAUGGCAACUAUAAAAAGGGCACAGGCCAACGAAGACCACAAUAUGAAGAGCCAGUGGAGUACGCACAGAUCAGACAUGGGUAUUCACACGUUGUAUAAACUCUAGCAUAUGCUAUAUAAAAAUAGUGCUACACGCUAACUAAAACUUUGUGCAGAACUUUUAGUAAACCACAUAUAAAUGCACUUGGUCUAAAGAUUUUCUGUUUAAUUUAAAAAAAGAAACAGAAAACACAUACGGAAAACAUCAUUUUUUUAUUACAACAGCAAGUCUCAACAGCUAUAUCAGAUUAGCUUUUUCUAACUUUGUUUUAUAAAAACUGUACCAAACAAACUGUAUUCAUAUAUUUUCUUCCAACUGUACGGUGCUUUUAUGUUUUUCAAACUACAUAUCAAAGUGACAGGUGCUACCCUAAUGACAUUAUUAUAGUUUCUGAUGGUACU